CAGACGCGCUCGUCUUGUCGUCAACUAUGUCUGACUCUCUAUCCCCAUCUGAGCCUGCAGCUUCACAUCACCCGGGACACGGUCCGCUCACAGCAAAUGAAAGGAGGCGUCGCGUCCGUCAUCAUAAGUCUCGCAGAGGUUGCUUCACUUGCAAGCACCGAAGAGUAAAAUGUGAUGAGGUUCACCCUAUUUGCGGGGCAUGCGCAUUCCGUGGCGAUUCGUGUUCUUAUCCCCCUUCCGUGUCAUCGACUUUCCGAGUCUUGAAAUCUCCUCAAAUCUCCUCCUCCGUCACAGAUCCUCUGCAGCCCCUGGACUUUCGUCUCCAAGAACCAGCCGCAGAGUCACCUUUGCAUGAUCAAGCGAUCGGCUUGGCUGAUCUACGUCUCCUAACGAGGUUUAUGAUAUAUACGUCGAAGAAAAUGAGCUAUCAUCCCACCCGCCAGCAUGUUUGGGAGCAAUUGAUCCCGGAUCUAGCGGCUAAACAUGAGUACCUGAUGCAUUUACUCCUCGCUCUGGCCGGCGAGCACGUUUUAUAUGAAGCUCAUAUGCCUAAGUCUUUCACAGAGGGUGAAGACGACCGCCAGUCUUCAUCACCCGCCUACAGCCAAAGUGAGCUUGAGCUUGAAUAUCAACGCGUCAUUCAGCAUCAUCAGAAAGGUCUGGCAGGAUUUCGUCAGGCGCUGGCUGACAUGACACCCGAGACGGCAGAGUAUGUCUUUUGUGGUUCGUUGCUCAUUGUUGCUAUCUCCUUCGCUUCAAUAUCUACGAGAGAGCACUAUUGCACCGCCUCUGGGUUGAACAAGUCCCACAGUGAUCGGUACCCUUAUACCGACUGGCUCCACCUCGUUCGCGGCCUGACAAGUGUUGUCCGCGAACACUGGUUCACCCUCAAGUGUGGACGACUGCGGAUGAUGUUAUACUAUCCGCAUGCCAACGACGACUGGAAGGCGGAUAUGCCAACCGUCUCUUCAACGUUUCCCCGGUUGAAACACGCCCCGCAGAUUUUUCAUGUCUUUGCACAGGGUGCCUGCCAGGCCCUUGAUAUGCUCCGCGCUUUUGCGACUACAUUACCUUCUUUUAGAAAUGCACUAUCCCCUGGUGAGGAAAGCAUCCCAACACCCAGUCAGUCAGACGCCGAACCGGAGCAUCCAAACGACUACCUACACGCCAUCGCGAGAUUAGAAGAAAUCUAUAUGCGCAUACUUUACGUCCUGCGAUUCUCGCACAGUGAUCGCAACUGUUCAGCAUCGCUCGACAUUAAGAUGGACAUGGAAGACUGCGCCGUUACAUCCUGGCCGACCAUGCUCUCGACACGCUUCUUCGACAGCCUUUCAGCCGCAAGUGAGAGACUAACGACUGAGGAGGGAUUUUCGUACACCAUCCUGGCUCACUUCUACGUGGUCUCGAUCAUUUUUCGGGACUUGUGGUACCUUAGCAGUGGCUUUCGCUCAGAGAUUCAAAAGGUCGUACGCCUUGUAGCCCCACUAAGAAACCCUGCACUGAGCGCUCUACUCGCGUGGCCAAUGGAAGUCAUUGCGGCAUGCUGAAUGUGGCUGUUGGGACUGGCCUCUUUCUACUCUGGAGAGCAACUUCCUUUUUCCGUUUUUCUGUCAAUUUUUCUCUUCUUUUUUCUUUCUUUCUUUCUUCUUCUUUUUUAGUUUGAGACUUUAGUUUGGUAAGUUGUGAUUUGACUGGGCUGUGGGUAUUCUGCUUGACGAGAUCGGAUCGAAAAGGUUGCGAGGUUAAUCUAUUUUCAGUCGUCCCAUGGUUCGGCAAUUCCUGAUCUCAGGGGAUACGAGGAUACGAGGAUACGAGUAAACGAAUGCACGAGCAGUGCUUUCGGCGUCUCUAACAAGCCUGUCCCGGGUCGGUAGCCCCCCACUACGG
Aspergillus saccharolyticus JOP 1030-1 is the source of this 1887-nucleotide messenger RNA. Its product is annotated as Zn(II)2Cys6 transcription factor domain-containing protein. NCBI's taxonomy places the organism in Eukaryota, Fungi, Ascomycota, Eurotiomycetes, Eurotiales, Aspergillaceae. Gene Ontology annotation, biological process: regulation of transcription by RNA polymerase II. The transcript is spliced from 3 exons. The record is from RefSeq and is a predicted model, not a curated record. The coding region runs from base 27 to 1547 and encodes 506 amino acids. Gene Ontology annotation, molecular function: DNA-binding transcription factor activity, RNA polymerase II-specific; zinc ion binding.